AUGGGCGCACCCUGCACCCCAAUAACCAUCCUUCUCCUGCUGCGCAUUGUGCAAGCUGCACGGGACAAUGGAAUCCAGACAGUGUGUGGCCAGGGGGGCCCCCAGGACCGGAUCGUGGCGGGGGAGGACGCCCCACUUGGGGCCUGGCCCUGGCAGGUCAGUCUGCAGUAUGAGAACCGCCACGUCUGCGGGGCGACCCUCAUCAACUCGGAGUGGGUGCUCAGCGCUGCACAUUGCUUUCCCAAGCACAUGGAGCUGUCUCGGUACCGAGCCGUCCUGGGCUCCCACCAGCUGUCGAUCCCAGAGCCCGGCUCCCUGCAGCUGCCCCUGUCCCGCACUGUGGGCCACGCGCUCUACUCUGGGGAAGGCUCCAGCGGAGACAUCGCCCUGGUCCAGCUGGGCCGCCCCGUCACCUUCACCUGGCAGGUGCUGCCCGCCUGCCUCCCAGACGCCGGGGUCCACUUCCCCGCCGGGACCCUCUGCUGGGUUACUGGCUGGGGGUCGCCACAAGAGGGAGCCCUGCUCCCAGCCCCCAUGACGCUGCAGCAGCUGCAGGUGCCCCUGAUCGACCCUCUGCCCUGUGACGCCCUUUAUCGGCACCGGAGCUCCAUGCGGGAGAUCCAGGACGACAUGGUGUGUGCCGGCUAUGCCGAGGGACAGAGAGACGCCUGCCAGGGCGAUUCAGGGGGCCCCCUGGUCUGCCAGAAGGCUGGGCUGUGGUUCGUGACCGGCGUCAUCAGCUGGGGCGAGGGCUGCGCCCUCCCCAACCGCCCUGGGGUCUACAUCCGGGUCGGCGCCUACCUGGACUGGAUCGGGCAGCACGUGCCCAACGCCACCUUCGGGGUGGUCAAUAUCACCUCCUACAGCCUGCCCGGGGGCGUGCCCCCCAGCCCUGCCCCCACUGCCCUCCUUCUAGCCACCUGGCUGCUCAGCAUCCUCUGAAGCCCCGCCCCUUUUCAGCUAAAGCCACGCCCACCCGGAUAGGCCAGGCCCCAAGAGGAGAGGGCCAUGGAACAGCUCUCCAGUGACUUCGCCCCCUUCCAGCCACACCCACCCCGCCACGACUGUGCCGUGGAAUCCCCUCCGCCCCGUGGACUCUCCCUUGUGGCCAAUGGAUGCGUCCUGCCUAUCCCAUGUCAAGUGACUCCGCCCCCUUCUGGCCACACCCACCCAGGCACAAGCCCUGCCCCUGUGGUGGAAAAGGACUGUGGCUUCCCCGUGACAUGGGUGGUCACAGCCACCAGGCUUCGGCCUGCCAGAAAUAUUCUCCUCCACGGGACCAAGCAUGGGGCUGAGCCGGGGC
Gopherus evgoodei (Goodes thornscrub tortoise) is the source of this 1303-nucleotide messenger RNA. RefSeq names its product serine protease 27-like. Gene Ontology annotation, biological process: proteolysis. The coding region runs from base 1 to 942 and encodes 313 amino acids. The record is from RefSeq and is a predicted model, not a curated record. Lineage: Eukaryota; Metazoa; Chordata; Testudines; Testudinidae. The transcript is spliced from 6 exons. Gene Ontology annotation, molecular function: serine-type endopeptidase activity.